AUGGCGUCCCGCAGGUAUAAAACCCCUCCGGUGCGUGAGCUGGAGAGGCUGCUAUGGGUGAAGCGUGGCACCAACCAGGAUCUGAACGAGGUGCAGCCGGGCGUAUACAUCGGAAACAUCCAGGCAGCGAGGAAUAAGCAUCUGCUUCAGUGUCUGAACAUCACACACGUGCUGAACGCUGCGCACGGAACCUUCAGCUACAGCUCCAGCACCGGAGAAGCGUUCUACCAGGACGUCAACAUCAGCUACUGCGGCGUCCCGGCCAACGACAUCCCAUCAUUCAACAUCAGCAGAUACUUCAGUACAGCGGCAGAGUUCAUACACACCGCCCUGAGCCAGGCUGGAGGUAAAGUGCUGGUCCACUGUGCGAUGGGUGUGAGCCGCUCUGCCACACUGGUGCUGGCCUACCUGAUGAUCCAGCAGAACAUGAGCCUGGUCCAGGCCAUCACCGCGGUGUCAGAACACAGGAACAUCUCCCCAAACCCCGGCUUCCUGGAGCAGCUGAGGGAACUGGACAAACAACUGACGAGACAGAGAGCUGCAGCCGCACACACAUAACACACACACACACCCACACACACACACAUAA
This is a messenger RNA of Danio aesculapii, 589 nucleotides long. RefSeq names its product dual specificity phosphatase 29-like. The record is from RefSeq and is a predicted model, not a curated record. The transcript is spliced from 3 exons. Gene Ontology annotation, biological process: protein dephosphorylation; negative regulation of MAPK cascade. Bases 1 to 558 code for a protein of 185 amino acids. Gene Ontology annotation, cellular component: cytoplasm. NCBI's taxonomy places the organism in Eukaryota, Metazoa, Chordata, Actinopteri, Cypriniformes, Danionidae. Gene Ontology annotation, molecular function: protein tyrosine/serine/threonine phosphatase activity; MAP kinase phosphatase activity.